AUGGAAGGAGAAAGCAAAGUGAAAGAUGAGGAGUCGAAAGAAGAACAAACGAGGAUUUAUAAAAUUUUGCUUCUAACAUAUGCAAGAAGAUUGUCAAAAUAUCAGGAUCAAAUAAAAAAUAUUUAUUUUCACCAUAACAUCAUUACAGCCAUAAAGGACGAAACGGGAGAUUACUACCUAAACGAGAAUGUCACUUCGCAACAUUAUUUUAUCGACACGUUAAUUAAGUCAAAUGAGAACCAGGAAUUUUUAAAAAGCAUACAGUUAAUCGAGAGCAAGGGGGAUAAAGGCGAACAUAAAGUUAACGGCGAUCUCAGUGGGGAAGCCCCCAGCGGAAAUAGAGAAAGUAGCAAUAAUGGUAGUAAUAACAACACUGAAAAUAACAACGUUGAAAAUAACAACGCUGAAAAUAACAACGACGGGGUGAAUAAUGAAGCAAAUGAUACCAACCAAACGAACCAAAGGACCCAUUUUAAUAACUACAUUAUGGAUAUCAUAGAAAGGUUUCAUUUAUUCCUUUUGUUGAAAAUAUUAUUUGUUUUAUUUUUAUUUGAAGCAAGUUCAAAAAUGUACUUUAUCGUUUCUGGAUUGUUUAUCCUAUACAACAGAGGAUUUUUCGACCUCCUAAUUAACAACUUUAGUUUUAUGUCAAGCAACGAAUCUAUAGAACAGGUUCUAAGACGUAUGAGCGAAUCGAGAAAUAUGAAUAAUAUGCUGGUUAGCGAACAAACAGCACAAAUGAGUAACUUGAAUGAAGGAGCGCACCAAAUUAGUCAGCAAGAGGGGGGAAUUAUGGAGGACAACAACAGUCACCACCUCGCAUGCGCUUUGCAAUUUAUGCAAAACGAGGGAGAUGUAGAAGAAGAGCUAGACAAUGGAGCGAUGGGUCAGGGCGAAGAAAACAGCACCGAUAAUAAAAAGAACAAACGGGAAGAAGUAUCAUCAUCUGCGUUGUACCCUAUGAAUUCCAUUAAUGAUGAGAUAGAUCCUGUACAUGCUGCAUGGAAUGAGGGAGAUCCUGCAGAUGCAGAGGAUAACGAAUUUGUAAGUGAGCUAAUCGAUCAGAAGACACACGGAACUGAAUUAAACGUAAAAAAUAAUUCCUAUGAAGAAUUCAACUCGUCCGUAAAUUUAAAUGAAAAAGGGGAUAGCAGCUAUUUGGACGAUGUUACAGAUGAGCUUUUUCGCGAAAUGGGUGCCGCGAAUAGUGGCGACGUGGCAAAUCUCCUAUGCGAUGGUGUGAGAAGACGAAAAAAUAUUAGCAGCAGUGAUCAGAAGUGUGGCAACAAUGAUGAUCUUAAUGGCGACAGUAGCAAUGAGCGUAAUGACAGCGCAAGCAACAUGCGCAAUAACAAUAAGAUGUAUUUCCGCGACAGCUCCACGACAUUUAACAAUCUGUUAAAUAACAGUAUGAGUGAAUUUAUCAACUCCGAUUGUGACGACUCGGAGAAUAACCUAGACAGUGGACAAUCCUACUGCAGCAAUUCUUCCGCAUCGAAGAAGAAAAGAAACGCUCCUCACAGCACACCAGAGGAGGGGGAUAAUAACACCAGCAUGAAUGCGAGACGGAAGCCAACGAAAUUCGAAAAAUAUAUUUACCAGUCGGUUGUCAUGUUUUUCAUGACUCUGCUGCCUUGGUGGGUGCCAGACGUUGCUUACCUGGAGGAUUGA
This is a messenger RNA of Plasmodium cynomolgi strain B, 1671 nucleotides long. RefSeq lists its product as hypothetical. The record is from RefSeq and is a predicted model, not a curated record. The transcript is spliced from 2 exons. NCBI's taxonomy places the organism in Eukaryota, Apicomplexa, Aconoidasida, Haemosporida, Plasmodiidae. Bases 1 to 1671 code for a protein of 556 amino acids.